Phodopus roborovskii (desert hamster) is the source of this 2609-nucleotide messenger RNA. Its product is annotated as protocadherin beta-4. Bases 130 to 2526 code for a protein of 798 amino acids. The record is from RefSeq and is a predicted model, not a curated record. Gene Ontology annotation, cellular component: plasma membrane. Gene Ontology annotation, biological process: homophilic cell-cell adhesion. The transcript is spliced from 4 exons. Gene Ontology annotation, molecular function: calcium ion binding. NCBI's taxonomy places the organism in Eukaryota, Metazoa, Chordata, Mammalia, Rodentia, Cricetidae.
CAGGGAUAUACUGGAUUGGUGUAAGAUUAAGAGCAACGUUGUGAAGAUCCCUCCGAAGAAGAAACCAGAAGUCAGCGUUUUAAAGCAUUUGUUGACCACUAAAGGAUUGGAUGCAAACACUUCCCCAACAUGGAGAGGCUGGAGAGAAUUCACCCAAACAGGCAAGUCAUGGCUUUUACCUUUAUGCUGGUUUUGGUUCAGGUUUGCAGUGAGAAAACAACUCAAUAUUCUAUCUUGGAGGAAACAGAAAGUGGUUCCUUUGUAGCCCAUCUGGCCAAGGACCUGGACCUGAGACCUGGGGACCUGACAGCCCGGUCUGCACGGGUGGUGUGUGAUGACUACAAGCAGAGAUUGGUGCUGGAUCCUGAGACAGGAGAUCUGCUCCUGAGGGAGAAACUAGACCGGGAAGAGUUGUGUGUUUCUUUGGAGCCCUGUGUGCUACAUUUCCAGGUAUCUCUGGAAAAGCCAGUGCAAUUUCUUCAAGGAGAAUUGCUGAUCCAGGACAUCAAUGACCACUCACCAGAAUUCCCAGAUAUGGAAAUGCUCUUGAAAAUACCAGAAAACAGCCAGCCAGGAACUCUUUUACCACUGAAUUUAGCUCAGGAUUUGGAUGUGGGAAGCAAUGGGCUUCAACAUUACACGGUCAACUCCAAUUCUCAUUUUCAUGUUGUCACUCGAAAUAACAGUGAAGGCAAGAAAUACCCAGAAUUGGUACAGGACAGAGCCCUGGACAGAGAGGAGCAGGCAGAGCUGAGCUUGACCCUCACAGCUCUGGAUGGCGGUGAUCCACCUAGGUCAGGAACAGCCAUGGUUCGAAUCCUGAUCCUGGACAUCAAUGACAAUGCCCCUGAAUUUGUGAACACCCCCUAUGAGGUGCAGGUCCUGGAGAGCAGUCCCCCAGACUCCCCAGUCCUGACUGUCCUGGCCCAGGAUGCAGAUGCUGGCAUCUUUGGAAGAGUUUCCUAUGGCUUGUUCCAAGCCUCAGACGAAAUUCAACAAACUUUCUCAAUAAACGAAGUCACGGGAGAAAUACGACUGAGAAAGGGAUUGGAUUUUGAAAAAGUUAAAUCUUACCAUGUGAAAAUCGAGGCCACGGAUGGAGGGGGGCUUUCUGGGAAGGGCGCUGUGCUGAUAGAGGUGGUGGAUGUGAACGACAAUGCCCCAGAGCUGACCAUAUCUUCACUGACCAGCUCAGUCCCAGAAAAUGCUCCUGAGACCAUAAUCAGCAUCUUCAGAGUUGGAGACAGGGAUUCUGGAGAGAACGGAAAGGUGGUUUGUUCUAUUCCAGAAACCCUGCCAUUCAUCCUAAAAUCCACUUUCAAGAAUUUCUACAGCCUGGUGACAGAGAGUCCACUGGACAGAGAGACCAGAGCUGAGUACAAUAUCACCAUCACAGUCACUGACCUGGGCACACCCAGACUCACAACCCAGCACACCAUAACAGUGCAGGUGUCCGAUGUCAACGACAACGCCCCUGCCUUCACUGAAACCUCCUACACCCUGUUUGUCCAGGAGAACAACAGCCCUGCCCUGCACAUAGGCAACAUCAGCGCCACAGAUUCAGACUCAGGCUCCAAUGCCCAUAUCACCUACUCGCUGCUGCCCACCCAUGACCCGCAGCUGGACCUCUCCUCUCUCAUCUCCAUCAAUGCAGACAAUGGGCAGCUGUUCGCGCUCAGGGCGCUGGACUAUGAGGCUCUUCAGACCUUCGAGUUCCACGUGGGCGCCACAGACCAAGGCUCACCAGAGCUCAGGAGCCAGGUGCUUGUGCGUGUGCUCGUGCUGGAUGCCAAUGACAAUGCGCCCUUUGUGCUCUACCCUCUGCAGAAUGCCUCUGCGCCCUGCACUGAGCUGCUGCCCAGGGCGGCAGAGCCAGGCUACCUGGUCACCAAGGUGGUGGCAGUGGACCGCGACUCUGGCCAGAAUGCCUGGCUGUCUUUCCAGCUGCUCAAGGCCACGGAGCCAGGGCUGUUCAAUGUGUGGGCUCACAAUGGCGAGGUGCGCACCUCCAGGCUCCUGAGUGAGCGCGAUGCUCCCAAGCACAGGCUGCUGCUGCUGGUCAAGGACAAUGGCGAUCCUCAGAGGUCUGCCAGUGUCACUCUGCAUGUUCUGGUGGUGGAUGGCUUCUCUCAGCCCUACCUGCCUCUACCCGAGGUGGCAAGUGACCCUGAGCAUGACGACAAGGAAAUGCUCACACUCUACUUAGUCAUUGCCUUGGCUUCAGUGUCUUCGCUCUUCCUCUUGUCUGUGCUGCUGUUUGUGGGGUUGAGGCUGUGCAGGAGAGCCAGGGCCUCCUCAUUGGGUGGCUGCUCUGUUCCUGAGGGUCACUUUCCUGGUCACUUGGUGGAUAUCAAUGGUGCCCGGACCUUGUCCCAGAGCUACCAGUAUGAGGUGUGCCUGAGGGGAGAGUCUGGGACUGGUGGGUUCGAAUUUCUAAAGGCAAUUAACUCGCAGUUCCCUCCUUCGGAGUCUGAAAGGAAAACUGAGGAAAGUCCUACCCUUUGGAAUAGCUUCCUAUUCAUCUAAAUACUGUAGUACAGUAGUAAAUUCUGUUUAAGCUAAGAGCUUUCUUUUAAACUGAAUGUGCAUGCUAUUGAUGUUGUAUGAAC